Messenger RNA from Lontra canadensis (Northern American river otter), 1264 nucleotides. It is a transcript of the gene NKIRAS2, whose product is annotated as NFKB inhibitor interacting Ras like 2. Gene Ontology annotation, molecular function: GTP binding; GTPase activity. Lineage: Eukaryota; Metazoa; Chordata; Mammalia; Carnivora; Mustelidae. The coding region runs from base 133 to 708 and encodes 191 amino acids. The record is from RefSeq and is a predicted model, not a curated record. The transcript has 4 exons. Gene Ontology annotation, biological process: canonical NF-kappaB signal transduction.
CGGACGGAGCCUGGAAGGACCCCGGAGGAAAAGCGGAGUCUUUGUGGCUGUGCUGCCCCUCCCCUGGUCCAGGCGCGCCUGGAGGGGCCCGGCCGGGGUGCUGCAAGGGCUUCGGGAGGUUGAAGGCUAAGCAUGGGGAAGAGCUGCAAGGUAGUCGUGUGUGGCCAGGCAUCUGUGGGCAAAACUUCAAUCCUGGAGCAGCUUCUGUAUGGGAACCAUGUAGUAGGUUCUGAGAUGAUUGAGACCCAGGAAGACAUCUACGUGGGCUCCAUUGAGACCGACCGGGGUGUGAGGGAGCAGGUGCGUUUCUACGACACCCGGGGGCUCCGAGAUGGGGCUGAGCUGCCCCGGCACUGCUUCUCCUGCACUGACGGCUAUGUCCUGGUCUACAGCACGGACAGCCGAGAGUCCUUUCAGCGUGUAGAGCUGCUCAAGAAGGAGAUCGACAAAUCCAAGGACAAGAAGGAGGUCACCAUCGUGGUCCUGGGCAACAAGUGUGACCUGCAGGAGCAGCGGCGUGUCGACCCAGAUGUGGCUCAGCACUGGGCCAAGUCCGAGAAGGUGAAGCUGUGGGAGGUGUCCGUGGCCGACCGCCGCUCCCUGCUGGAGCCCUUCGUCUACCUGGCCAGCAAGAUGACCCAGCCCCAGAGCAAGUCUGCUUUUCCCCUCAGCCGCAAGAACAAGGGCAGCGGCUCCUUGGAUGGCUGAAGAGCCGCCAUCCCUUCUCCACCUUUCCAGCCUCAUUCCAGCUGCUGGGACUCUGGAAGAUGUGUCCAGGGGUGGGGUUAGGCAAAGCUGUCCUUCCCGGGCCAGGCAGCUGGGCUCUCCCAGGCUCAGGUCACUUUCGCUCCCUCUCAGCUCGGGGAAGUGCAGAUAAUCUAGGCUAGUCCCCCCACCGCAAGCCCCCUCCUGUCCAGCAUUCAUCAUCCCUGUGCUGCUGUGACCUGGGGCAGUUGUGGGUCAGUGUCCCCUACCACAUGCCCUGGGUGGGAAGCAGAGCUGCCAUGCAGAAGUGCCCAGUCCAGGCUCUGGUUCCAGUCACGGGGUCCCCUCACCUGUGGGUUUCCUGCUAGGGACAGGCACACACACAUGCGCACACACUCACACUUAACGGCACCAGCCUGGACUCUGGAGAAAGGCGUAUGUGUGUGUAGAUGUGUGCAUGCGUGUGCCUGCUGGAGUCCAGCUCUGACUAUCCUCUCCCUGGCUGGAAGAAGCCAGCCUCCUGGGAGGUGUAAUCUUCCGCUUUCACUCUCCCCCCACC